AUGCCUGAUGACUAUGAAGUGCCGGAGGGAGAUGUCCUGAAAGGGACUGACAUCGAGCCGUGUGAACCUGUGUCGGGAGCAGGUACCGAGGCGAAUCCCUUUAUCUUUCAAGUGAAGCUCAACUAUUUCGUCUCUUCCACUGGAUACUUCUCAUUCACCAACUGCAAGGGAUCGCAAAGGCCAACGAUCAAGAUCAGGGCCAACUCAACGUACAAGUUUGUUCAGACUGAGAAGACAAACUGGCUACAUCCCCUCGGGUUUGCCUACGGCCCUGAUGGAGCCCAUGACGGGAGGGAUGAGUUGGAGCCGGGAGUGAAGCCCCCGGGCAGCAAGUCAAAAUGCGAUGAGUCCAAGACAUGUCAGAGCCCCAGGUAUCACGGAGGCAAGAGCGGGGACGUCUUCCUCGGACGCACGGGCCUUCUCUCCACCCCCGAGGAUCCGUAUGCGGGGAUGGGCGACGGUGAGUUCGGGCUGGAAACUUACGAGAGUCACUUCCAAGAUCACAGCCUGAGCUUGUGGGCGAGGAACAAGUACAGCGUCUUGCUACGGAUCGAGGAUGAAGCAACGGCGGAGAUCUACUACUUCUGCCACGUCCACAGAGCAAGAUGGAUGAGCGGCAAAAUCAUCGUCGUCAACCCGGACGGAACCCCACGUAAGAAUCAGCAGGACGUCGUGCUGUACAGCCCGACGGUGCUGAGCAGGGACGAUGAAGUGUGCGGGACACCCCCAGCUCCGGAGUACGGGGACAACGAUGGCCCGGCCAAGUUCAUAGGGAAGUGCGAGACGAAGGCCCUGUGCGGUCCUGCAACGACCUUCAAGAGGUGCAUGGAGGGGGUGGACUGUCACAUGAACUACAACAUGCGGGUCACUCAUACCGACGACCCGAUAUCCACCUUCAUGCGGCAGAUGAUCCCCCACCAUCAGAACGCGGUGAACAUGGCGAAGGUCGUGUUGAAGUUGGACAAAGAGCACGUGCGGGAUGUGGACAAACAGCUCGGGGGUGACGCGUUUGUGGAAAACCUUCUGCUUGACAUCAUCAACACGCAGAACAUGCAGAUCAUGAUGAUGCACAGUUACCUGGUAUGGAAGACAAAGCAAGGAGAGCCGGAGGUGUAUGAUCAAGAGUGCGCUGAGAAGCUGCAAGACAAGAACCUCAUCGUCUGGGCCUUUGCCUGCGUUGGUUUGUGCAUCGGAGGGAUACUGAGCACGGCGUCGUGGUACGUCUUUUGGCGACGACAGAGGCAUGGACAAGGCAAAGAUAAGUACAGCCUCGUUCAAGCGACCGCAAGUGUUUCUGCCGUAGCGCCUGCCAGUCAAGUUCAAGUCUCUUGUCAGGGAGAAGCCACAAGUGAGGAGGUGGAUAUUGCUUUAGCUUAA
Molecule: messenger RNA, 1377 nt
Organism: Guillardia theta CCMP2712
Lineage: Eukaryota; Cryptophyceae; Pyrenomonadales; Geminigeraceae
Exons: 4
Coding region: 1-1377 (458 amino acids)
Source: RefSeq, a predicted model, not a curated record